AUGCUCACCACUAUACCACCAACGCCGCACCGCCCGGCUGCCAUCCACACGCCAGCCGGGGACUGCCACCGGCCCGCCUCCGCCUUGCACGGGCGCUCGUCGGAGCGCUCCUCAGCUCCUGGAUGCCAAGGGGACACCCAAGGCGGCCCUCGGUGUCCCGCCAGCGCCAGCCCUGCCGCGUCCAGCCCAAGCCAGCCGCUAAGACCAGCUGCGCUCCUCGAAGGGGGCCCCAUCGUCGCCCGCGUGCCACAGGGACGGUCGAGGGAGCCGCCUGGCCGCCACCCGCGGCCCCAGUGUGCUUGCCCAUCCGCCUGCAUCACACCUCACGCCCGGGGGGCCGUCCAGUCUCCGGGAGCCCUCGCAAACGCCCGCGCCCGCGCCCGCGCCCUGCACAAGGGGCGCUUCGCUUCGCUUGGCUGCCCCCUGACGGCGGCCCAGCGUCUGGCGUCUGGCGCCUGCCCGGGCCCCUGGCCCCGGGGGCCCCAGCCGCGCCCCCCAAACUCUGGCAACAGGCGACCCUCGCCACCCAUCCCCCCCGUACCUAGCCCCGCACCCGCUCGCCGUCGCCCCCACCCGCCCGUCCCUCCCGGCUCCUCGGACGGGACCUUCGGCUUCGCUUGGGUCGCCUCGCCAUGCCAGGAAGCGGCGCGGGCUCGCAAGCAGGGCUCUGGGGAGGAGCGCGCCGGCCGCCAUCCGCCCGGCAGGCUCCCACCACUGGAAGCCGGCGCCACCCGGCCUGGCCCCGGCCCCGGCCCCGCUGCGGCGGGCGUGGUCCCUUGUGGGGCCGUGGGGCCCGAGGGACGCGGGCGCGUGCACGCGGAGACGUGGGGAGGCUGCUGGACGGGCCGUAAGCCCCAGCGCGAGAGGCGACGCGGGGCCAGGCCAGGAAGAAAGUCGUCCACGGGCGCCCGGCGGGCUCACAAGGCCGACCUGCCCUGGCCGCUUCCCAGCCUGCAAAGCACACUCGACUCUCGGCCCGUCGUCAGGAUGGCCGAGCGGUCUAAGGCGCUGCGUUCAGUCCCUCCCAGUUCCACAGGGAGGUCCGCCAAAGACCUGCAGCUCAGCCCGGACGCCCGAGCCAACGGAGCCCAGCGAGGCCAGGCUACGACCACCCAGCCCCCUCUAAUAGGGGCGGAAUCGCCCGAGGAGCCUGACAGCGGGCCUCCCAGGGCCUCGGCGGCCUCACACGUUGGCACUCGGAGAGCCAGUCGCACUCAAGAGCCCUCUUCGUCCCACAUCCUAACUCCUUCUCCCGCCGUUCUUCCCCUUGGCCACUUCCAUUGUCCCGGCCUCCUGCGGAGCAAGCCCUCGCCCAUGUGGCUGGGCUUCUGGUCUUGGAGGCGACUUGGGGACCUUUCCCUGCCCACACUGCCUGCCCUGGGGCCACGCUGCCCUCCGCUCCGCAGUCCACACAGGGCAGCUGCCCAGAGACAGCGGGAGCGCUCCAGGUGGUGGCCUUGCGCCCCCCCCCCCCCCCCAGCUGGCCCACAUGCCCGUCGCCCUCCCACAGUCUCCAAGCUCUGGCUGCACUGCCUCUAG
This is a messenger RNA of Jaculus jaculus (lesser Egyptian jerboa), 1539 nucleotides long. Its product is annotated as basic proline-rich protein-like. Bases 1 to 1539 code for a protein of 512 amino acids. The transcript is spliced from 3 exons. Lineage: Eukaryota; Metazoa; Chordata; Mammalia; Rodentia; Dipodidae. The record is from RefSeq and is a predicted model, not a curated record.